AUGAGUGCCGUCGCCACUGCCAUCCUCCACGGCACUUCCGGUUUCUCCCACGUCCCUGCUUCACCUCCCUGGGCCGAGGUCUGCGGUUACGCCCUAGAGCCCACCUCCCCGUUAGAAGCCAGCAGGAAGCAGGCCUCUCCCCGCCGCUGGUCCGGAGUGAAUGGCUGGUCGUGGCCCCUGCACACCUUCCAGGCGGUGGCCUGGACCACACUGUUCAUCUUGGCCUUCGCCAACUUCGGUAUCUUCGUCCCCUUGCUGCCGCCUAACUGGAACUUGGUCAUCUAUGGUGUGACUGGUGGGCUUUUCUGUUUCCACUUCGUGGUCCACUUGCUUGCAAUUUCCAUCGAUCCUGCUGAAACCAACGUACGGCUCAAGAACCACCCGGAGCCCGUACCCACCUUCGACCCAUCCAAACACACGCAUGUCAUCGAGAACCAAUACUGCCACCUGUGUGAGGUCACCGUGAACAAGAAGGCUAAACACUCUAGGGCCUGCAACAAGUGUGUAUCUGACUUUGACCACCACUGCAAAUGGCUUAACAACUGUGUAGGGGGCAGGAAUUACAGAUAUUUCUUCUGCUCCUUGGUCUCUGCCUCGGCCAGCCUGCUCUGCCUGAUCACCAUCCUGCUGUACGUCUUCAUCCAGUACUUUGUCAACCCGGAGGUGCUGCGCACUCAUCCCCUCUAUGAAGACGUCUCCAAGGACACUUGGCUGCUGUUCCUUCCUUUGUUCCCUGUAAAGACGAAGACCCUGGUGGUCCUGGGCAUUGGGGUGUUCGUCCUGCUGCUGUCCGCCCUCAGCCUCCUGCUGCUUGGACACCUGCUCAUCUUCCACCUCUUCUUAAAGAGCAGCGCAAGGAGGCCCCGCCGCAGCCGAGGUGUCCGGAUCUGUGUCCCACCAUCGCCACGUGCCGGGAGAGCUCCCCGCUGCAGAGUGAAGUCCAACCAUCUGCUGCCGGACGUGCACUCAGGUCCACCCUCCUGCACCAACACGUUCGUGGAGGACUCGUGGGUGAUGGAAAUAGCCAGCAGCCUGACUUCGUCUGCCCUCAGCGGACCCGGGAGCAAGGUGUUCCUGUCGCCAUCCGGUGAUCCAGUGACUUCACCCUACACUCCACCUUGGCCUCCGGCACAGAGGACCACCUGCGGUGAAGGUCUCAAAGGACCAACAGGAAAUGAGGUUGCCUGUGAAAGCAGACAGCGCCGAGGGCAAAGGCCCAGCUUCAGGAGCCAAGGAGCCCACACUGGCCAAAUGGGCGUCCACACACCCGUGUCCUUAGAGAUCCGGGCUCGGGAGGCGGCCCUGGAGAAACUCAGGCUCCCGCACCUGCUGCCCUCCAGCAGCCAGCAUGUGCUGCACCUGGAUGUCCCCUUGCGGAGGCAGCAGGUCCAGGGCACGGAGCCUGCCACUGUCACCACCACCAGGAAGCCGGCGGAUGGGCAGGUGUGCAAUCUCCAGCACAUCUAGCUCCCAGGAGACAGCAGAGGUGGCUUGGGGCCAGGCGUCGCCAUCCAGCCAGGAAGCAGAGGGCCCGCUCGAUGCUUAGGGAGAGACCAGGGUCAACCUGGAUAUCUCUGUCAGCACGACUCGUGUCCGCGCUGCCACGGAAGCCCCUGAGUCCAGGGCAGGCGCUCACCCCGACUCCCACGAUGCCUGCCUGGCCUGAGGCCGGUAGGGGCUCCCGCUGUGUUCGUGGUGCAGUGCAGCCCUCGCCUCUACGCAGGCACCGGUGGCAGCCGAUGGCCCGGCUUCCUCCAAGCGGAGUGCUGGGUCCGCGUCCAGAGUCCAGGAAAGAAGGGAGCCUGUGCACACCCUGACUUGCGCUAUUUCCCGAACACGUCCCCAUCGUGCUCCAAGAUUCAGGACAGACUUGGUGUGCUGUUUUCACUUGUGUUACUUAGGAAUGUUGACAACUGUUAUGACCCUAAGUAGCCUUUAGGGAAGUUCUUCAGAAUUUCUUAGACAGUUAUACGAAAUAAUAAAAAAUAAUUUCAUUGGCAAUAA
This is a messenger RNA of Felis catus (domestic cat), 2004 nucleotides long. RefSeq lists its product as uncharacterized. Lineage: Eukaryota; Metazoa; Chordata; Mammalia; Carnivora; Felidae. The transcript is spliced from 12 exons. Gene Ontology annotation, biological process: protein targeting to membrane; peptidyl-L-cysteine S-palmitoylation. Gene Ontology annotation, molecular function: protein-cysteine S-palmitoyltransferase activity. Gene Ontology annotation, cellular component: endoplasmic reticulum; Golgi apparatus. The coding region runs from base 1 to 1467 and encodes 488 amino acids. The record is from RefSeq and is a predicted model, not a curated record.